AUGAGAUCAGUAAGCGCUAAUGCGGAGCCAGCCCUCGUCUCGCCCAAGAAGGAAGCGCUGCCUAUAUCCUGGGCUGAAGUGCUACCGGCUGCGGAGUCCAGUACCGAAGCCGAUUUUAGCGAUAUUGACAUGGCUGAGAUAGUGACAUCGGAAACUGAGGCUGCUCAACAUCAACCAACUACGCAAGACACAUUGCAUGUAACGAACAACGAUGACGAUGUCAGUAUUACCGGAGUGAAGCCAACUGAAAUGCACUAUCCUCUACAGCUGUGGUUGGAGGCGUUGGGAGGGGAGGGUCUAUCACCGACGUGGAGGCAAAUGGCCAAUGCGGCUGGUCAGCGCUUUUUGCUGCCAUGCACAACAUACACGAGGACUCCCUCCAACUGA
Messenger RNA from Phytophthora sojae, 387 nucleotides. RefSeq lists its product as hypothetical. The transcript has a single exon. Lineage: Eukaryota; Oomycota; Peronosporomycetes; Peronosporales; Peronosporaceae. The record is from RefSeq and is a predicted model, not a curated record. Bases 1 to 387 code for a protein of 128 amino acids.